This is a messenger RNA of Gasterosteus aculeatus aculeatus (three-spined stickleback), 3294 nucleotides long. RefSeq lists its product as uncharacterized. Lineage: Eukaryota; Metazoa; Chordata; Actinopteri; Perciformes; Gasterosteidae. The record is from RefSeq and is a predicted model, not a curated record.
AUUUUAUUUACAUACAUGUUAUGUACCCGUCGACAUCUCUCUUUGUACCGCUAUGGAGAGAGAAACAUUGCUUGUGAAAGGGGAGUUUCCGACGUAUCCCUGAACGCGUCCUCGAGGGGGAGUUUCAGCGUGUUUCCGGUGUUCGAUAGAAGCGCCUCGUGGGAGGCUUCGGUUCCGCUAAACUUCUUCGCCACGUUGCUUCGCCGCCCUCCUCAACCACCCGUGUCACCGGGAGGCGGCCCGGUAUCCGGAGAGCGUCUCCAGUCCCGUUUGGAUCCUCGGAUCUUCUCCAGGUCCUUCAUGGAGGGCGUGGACGAGUACAUUUGGCGGCAGCGGAUCCAUCACGGCGUUCGUUACCAGAAGAGCGCCAUCCCGUUCCCGGAGUCGGUGGAAACGGGCCUGGAGUUCAACGUGGCAUUGGAGAGGCGGGAGAAGCUGGACCCGAGCCUGCUGACCAACGGCGUGAUGCUGGAAUUGUGCGAGUUUGCCAGAACCGUAACCAAGUCCGAGACGUACUUCCUGUUCGAGAUGCUGGAGUUCAACUUCGACCUCGGCGUGGACGUGCACGGCGAGCAUCAGCGCUACGACUACAGCAGGCGAACGCACGGCAAGAUCAAGCAGCUGAGGGAGCAGAUCAAGCUGAAGCCUCGGCGGAGGAAAGACGCCUUCGUCUUCCCGGACCCCGGCGCCAUGUGGGGCUCCGCCGGGCGCCAGCAGCCGGGGCGCUACUACCCCAAGAGGAGCACGCUGGCCGACAGCUCCGUCCUCUCCAAGAGCGGCCGGGGCGCGGAGGGCACCGGGCCGGCGUGCGUCGCGAGGGGAAGGGGAGGAGCCUCGGGGGUGCUCGCCGCCGACGCCUACCCCUUCUGCAAGGAGCUGGGCGUGACCCUGCUGGUGCCGCCGGGCGACGCCCGCCGAGAGAAGCUGAGGCCGGAGCUGGUGACCAACGGGGUGGUGCUGGAGCUGCUGGACUUCUCCAGGAAGCUCUGUGGGCUGCACACGGACAUCGUCUGCGACCUGGUGCUGCACAACUUCGGCCAGCAGCUGGACAAGGGAACCUUCCGCCUGCAGCUGAGCAGGACGAAGAGCGCCUGGCUGGGCGCCAAGGACAAGGACGCCUUCCGGAAGGAGGCCUUCGCCGUCCACGCCCACAGACGGCCGUCCUCGAAGCGCAGAAAGAGGAGCGAGCCUGAAGGACCAGAGACGGCCAGUAAGAGGAAGGCGACGGACGGCGAAGACUGCGACAAGGGCGGCGACCUCUCCUACAUGUGUCCUGUUGAGUGUGAGGUGGACACGCAGUCCGAUUCGCAGUCCGGACCGGAAGACGCAAAGGUCGAAAGGUGUUUGUCUGAGACGAAAGACGUGGAGCGGGAUAAGGAGGGAGUGGCCGCCGUCCUCUGCUCGUCUCGCCCGCGCCCGAAGGUUCCGAGGCGCCUCUCGGAUCUCUUUUCCGAGGACGCCAGCGAGGACGCCAGCGGGGACGCCAGCGAGGACGCCAGCGGGGACGCCAGCGGGGACGCCAGCGGGGACGCCAGCGGGGACUCGAUGAAGCGGAAGCUGUGGACGAGGCGGGCCGCUCGCUCCAAACAGAUCCUGAAGUGCCGGCGAGUGAACGACCCGUUCCCGUGCUGCCGGCAGGGAGGCCUGGACUUCAACGUGGCGUCGGGCCGCCGGCGGGACCUGGACCCGCAGCUGCUCACCAACGGCGUGCUGCUGGAGCUUCAUAAGUUUGCGACUGCGAUGACCAAGAGUUUGGGCGGCUUCUUGUUUGAGAUCUUGGACAAAAACUUCAUCCUCAUCUUCCAAAACGAGUUGCAUCAGCGCAACUUCAUAUUUUACAUGAUCACGAAAGAGCGGCUCCUCCAGAACCACCCCGACCGACGCAAGGCCCAGUUCCUCCAGAGCCCCUUCAGCUUCCCGGAGGUCUACAACGUGCCCGACGUGCCCGACGUGCCCGCUGAUACUCAGGCCGGGCAGGGGGUCGAGCCGCCGGCCCCGGACCCCAACAGGGAGCCGCAUCCCUUCUGCGAGCAGCUGGGCCUGGACCUGUGGUCCACUGAAGAGCGCCCGGCGAGCCAGAAGCUGGACCUGGCGGCCCUCACCACCGGCGCCGUGCUGGAGGCGUUUGCCUUCGUCAGGGAGCUGUGCGGCUCCGCCCGCCACACGGUCAGCGACCUCCUGGAGCACAACUUCCCGCUGGACUUGCAGGGCGGCGCCACGGGGGCCUCGCGGGCCCUCCAGGGGUGGUACGCCGAGCAGAGGGCCGUGAUGAAGAGGCCGACCGCGUCGCAGAAGCUCGCCCGGUGGUUGGAGGCGACCGUCCAGCUGAGCGGCCCCCCGCCGCUCGGGGCCGAGGACCCCCCGUCGGACCCGGAGGUCCCGAACGUGAAGGAGGAGAAGGUGGAGGAGGAGGAGGAGGAGCAGGAGGCGGAGCCGCUCCACUGCUAUCCGGUCUGCCAGCAGAUUGGACUGGACCUCGACGUCGGCGCCAAACCAGAUGGCGAGGCCAAGCUGGACCCGCGGGCGCUGACGAGGGGGGCGCUCCUGGAGAUGCACCGCUACGUGCAGCGCCACUGCAACCGCUACGUCCCGGCGCUCUACGAGAUCCUGGAGCGCAACCUGGACCUGAGCUCCCAGAGGCACCGCAGGGUGGAGUUCGCCUGGGCCGUGGCCUCGCAGGUCGUCGCCAUAGCGGCCAAGAGCGGCCGAGCGGGAGCUUACCUGAGCGGCGCCGUGGAGCUGCCCUUCGAGGACGCCGAGCCGCCCGCGCUCGCAUGCAAAGACGAGCCGUGGGAGGAGCCCGCGGAGCUGGACCGCGGGGACGACGUGGUGUUCGUCCAGGAGCUGAAGGCCGUGGACAUCGAGGUGGUGAUAGAAUGAACGAGACGACAGAAGGAUGUUGUCACGGAAACAAUCGGUCAUCAAACCGCUGCUGAUCAACGCCGUUAAACGUAAGAACGUGAAGCCAGUGAACAGGAAGUGACCUCAUAUGUCCACGAAGACGUCUUCUUGGACGCACAACGUGUGUAAUUAUGUUCUGUUAUUAAAGUCUCCUUCGACCUUCAUUAGAACCGUUAAACAUUUGUUCUGAUCGUUGAUAUUUUCUUUACAAAAUGCAAUAGAAAUGUAUGAAAUAUUCAACGUAAAGAAUAUUCAUAUUUAAAUCCAAACCACUAGAUGAUGUGAGUAGUUCCUUAUGGUGCCACUAGGUGGAGCUACAGCCUCAUGGCGCUGAUCAAUCGAAGUCUAUUGAUUCAUGGAUCCGUCCAAUAAAGAAUAUAUUUAAAAUAGUCA